AUGCCAACUCUCGCCGUUGCACGCGAUUACUUGUUUGACCUCAUUGGGAAGAAGUACACGGAGGAGCAAUUCGAGGAUGUCUGCUUUGAGUUUGGCGUGGAGCUAGACGACGUCACGAGUGAGCGGGAGAUGUUCAGCCGCGAACAGGGGGCUGCCGAGGGCGCCAAGCUGGAGGAGCUCUCCGAUGAGGUCAUCUACAAAAUCGACACCCCCGCCAACCGCUACGACCUGCAGUGUGCGGAGGGGAUGGCGGCGGCGCUGAAGGUGUUCCUCGGAUUCAUGCAGGCCCCCGCCUUCCGGGUGCUGAACCGCAGCAACCCACUUUACAGGAUGACCGUGGAGAAGUCGGUGCGUAACGUCCGCGACUACGUUGUCUGCGCCGUGCUGAAGGACAUUCGCUUUAACGAGCGCAGCUAUUGCAGCUUCAUUGAUUUUCAAGAGAAGCUGCACUCGGGCCUCGCCCGUCGUCGGACCCUGGCCUCCGUGGGAACGCACGACUUGGACAAAAUCGGGUGUCACGACUUUGUGUAUACACUGAAGCCAAAGGAAACGAUUCGCUUUGUGCCGCUUAACCAGCGGGGUCGUGUGCUCGACUGCACUGGGGAUGGUCUAGCGGAGUUCUACAAGGAGGAUCGACACAUCUCAAAGUAUGUCCCGCUUCUUGCUGGCCUCAGCCAGUAUCCAGUUAUCAUGGACGCUGAGAAAAAGAAAGUACUUUCCCUGCCGCCCAUCAUCAACUCCGAUUACUCGUGCAUCAGCAAGGAGACCAAAAACAUAUUUAUAGAAUGCACAGCGCCUGACCACUACAAGGCCACUGUACUGGUAAAUCAGAUAGUGUGUGCCUUCUCCUCCUACUGCGAGGACCCGUUCACGGUGGAGGCGGUGCAGGUGAAGUACGAGGAGACGGCGCCGGACGGCACCACGGUGGCUGUGACGCCAAACCUGGACCCCGUUGUCGAGUCCGUGACGGUUCCAAAGGUGGAGCGGCUGAUUGGUAUCAAGCUGGACUCACCGCAGCAGUGCAGCACACUCCUCGCGCGCAUGCUGCAUCGCGUCGCCAAGGUGGAGGGCGACACCGUCGUCGUUGAGGUUCCCCCGACUCGGCCCGACGUUCUUGGGCCCACCGACCUCAUGGAGGACGUUGCCAUCGCCUACGGCUACGACAACAUCCAAUACGUAGAGUGCACCACGCGGGGCAAGGUGACGCAACAGCCGGUCAGUAAAAUGUCGCAUCUCCUCCGCAUGGAGGUGGCGAACGCGGGCUACACGGAACUUUUAACGUUUUCGUUAUGUUCCCGCGACGAGGCGUUUGCGCGCCUGAACCGCGAGGACGACGACGUCGCGGUGCACAUCGCCAACCCGCAGACGGUAGAAUUUCAGGUCUGUCGCCCCUCCCUGAUGCCGGGCAUCCUUAAGACACUCAACGCGAACAAGUCGCACCCGCUGCCGUUGCGCUUCUUUGAAUGCUCGGAUGUGGUGCUGAUAGACAACGAGAAGAACUUCCCGCCGAUUAUCAGGCCACACUCUGACUACCCAAGAUGUGGGGCAAGCAACCAGCGCCACCUUGCCGCACUGCAUUGCUGCAGUGAAAACAGUGGCUUUGAGGACAUUCAUGGUCUGGUUGAGUUUGUCAUGACAAAGCUUGGCGUUCCGCGAAAGGGUGACCCUGCUGCCGAGGCAGAAGAGGAUGCAUACACGUUGGAGCGGGGAACUGACGGCGCCUUUUUUCCUGGACGCUGCAUGGACAUUUUCCUGCACCGCAAGGGUCAGAAGGUGCGACUAGGGGGCUUCGGUGUCGUUCACCCCAACACUCUCCGGGCGUACGAUAUUCCAUUCCCAUGCUCAUAUGUGGAGAUGAAUGUUCAAUUUGCCCAGUAA
Trypanosoma conorhini is the source of this 1878-nucleotide messenger RNA. RefSeq names its product putative phenylalanyl-tRNA synthetase. Gene Ontology annotation, cellular component: phenylalanine-tRNA ligase complex; cytoplasm. Bases 1 to 1878 code for a protein of 625 amino acids. Gene Ontology annotation, molecular function: RNA binding; ATP binding; phenylalanine-tRNA ligase activity. The transcript has a single exon. The record is from RefSeq and is a predicted model, not a curated record. Gene Ontology annotation, biological process: phenylalanyl-tRNA aminoacylation. NCBI's taxonomy places the organism in Eukaryota, Euglenozoa, Kinetoplastea, Trypanosomatida, Trypanosomatidae.